AUGGGCGAUGCUUUCAGAGCUGUCCGGGCUAAGGGUAUUCUUACAUGUUGGAAAGACCCUCCAUUUUUCAUGCCAAAAUUACACGAAUGUCCAAACGCUGGAUUUCCCCUGCCUUUCCCUGUUAUUUUUGGGGCAGAGAGCCCUAAAGAGUUGAGUGAAGAGGAAAUUGGUUUAGUAGUUAUCGAUUCGUGUGUAUUCGCCGUCAAAAUUAAGGGUAAUAUACUCUUUGCUCAAGGUCAAGAAUUGAUCUUGAAUUACUACCUAUACGGUUCAUCCUGUCAGAGUACACGGCUGAAUUAUCUAUUUUUCCUCAUUGUUCUAAUAACAGAGAGCAGCUAUAAAAUGGCUGGGGCCGAAGCUGAGGUCCUCCUUACUCCAAUAAGCUUCAUUCCUCAAAUGGAUAGAGAAGUUGACACUGGCGUUGGUAUCAGUUUACCUCGCUGUUCCAAUGCGGAUCCAAUCAGCCCACUGUGA
Molecule: messenger RNA, 474 nt
Organism: Microsporum canis CBS 113480
Lineage: Eukaryota; Fungi; Ascomycota; Eurotiomycetes; Onygenales; Arthrodermataceae
Exons: 2
Coding region: 1-474 (157 amino acids)
Source: RefSeq, a predicted model, not a curated record